Molecule: messenger RNA, 462 nt
Organism: Funneliformis mosseae
Lineage: Eukaryota; Fungi; Glomeromycota; Glomeromycetes; Glomerales; Glomeraceae
Source: the annotation of a GenBank genome assembly
AUGAAAUCCACAUUUUUCUUCUUUAUCCUUCUUGCAACAUUAUGUACGGUACUGGUGCCAAUUAACGCCGCAAAAGUUGCCUAUGCAUAUUUUAACCAUAAUGUCACAGGACGCUAUACAUUCAUUUGGAAUGAAGAUGUCAUGGAAAUCGUAAUUGAAAUUAAAGAUGGUUUAAAAUAUGGUGAAAAAUAUCCUUAUCAUGUUCACGAAUUUGCCAUUUCAGACGAUCAUAACUGUACUACUGCUGGUGGCCAUCUUGAUCCUGACGGUUUUGGCGUAGAGGGAUAUGUUUGUGAUCCUAAACAAAAAGAUAAAUGCGAAGUUGGUGACUUGAGCGGUAAAUAUGGUGACUUGGAGCCGAAAAAAGAUGGAUAUGUUUAUGAAGAUAUCUAUGAUUACUUCCUAAAAUGGGAUGGCCCGGCUGGUAUUACAGGUCGCUCGAUUGUCAUUCACUUAUCCGAC